Fonsecaea multimorphosa CBS 102226 is the source of this 300-nucleotide messenger RNA. RefSeq lists its product as uncharacterized. The transcript has 2 exons. Bases 1 to 300 code for a protein of 99 amino acids. Lineage: Eukaryota; Fungi; Ascomycota; Eurotiomycetes; Chaetothyriales; Herpotrichiellaceae. The record is from RefSeq and is a predicted model, not a curated record.
AUGGAAUUGGCCUUGAUCGCCUACAAAUUAUUCCCCGAGCGAGGCCUGCUCGCGGAGAAAAUGGCGGCUAGCUUUCCUUUGACCACGAACAAGAUGUGGACGGCCCUCCCUGAUCUUCAUGCACUCUGUCUUUGUGACUCGGAUGUCCUGCAUCUCCCUGGAUUGCAUCCCGUCAAGGGUGCUUGCCCUGUUACAGCCUGCCAGCAGAGCAUGGAUAGUUUGUCCAAGUCCCAACGGAAUGGACACGCUCAUGAUUGUGUCCGUCGAGAGCUGGCCGAAAACCUGAACCGCCUGCACUGA